This is a messenger RNA of Cooperia oncophora, 300 nucleotides long. The record is from the annotation of a GenBank genome assembly. NCBI's taxonomy places the organism in Eukaryota, Metazoa, Nematoda, Chromadorea, Rhabditida, Trichostrongylidae.
AUGUCUUUCUGUGGUUGGUUCCGCCAUACAACUUUCUUAAAUCGCGUGCGAUGUGGUUCGGACGAGUUUCGCUGUCAGUCUGGACGUUGCUUGCCAAAGUCGUAUCUAUGCGACGGCACUGCUGACUGUGGUAUCAACGGUGUUGACGACAAUUCGGACGAGGACCCAUCGAUAUGGCAAGCUCCAAUAUGUUCUCAGCAGUGCCAGGACUUGGGUAAUGGCUUGUCCGAAUGUGAAUGUCAUGAGGAUUUUCGACCUAACGGAAGUUACUGUGACCCACGUAAGCUAUCAAAUUAUUGA